CCGUUCCCUAUUGUCUGCUCUUUAUAUCGCUUAUGCUCGCCAUGAUCGCGAUGUUGACGUCUGGCUCGAGCAUGAUACGUUGGCUGCACGCCGAUCGGCACUGGACUCAAGAACAACUCAGGCAGGGCGGCUACUUCGCCUUGUCCUACCUGUUGUCGAUAGUCACGCCUAUAUUCAUCGUCGCUUUGUCCCUACAUUGUUUCAUAUUUGCGAUGUUGAUAGCAGGCUUUUCUUCUCAAAGCAUGAUCUGCCGCGCCGUCACUGCGCUCUGGAUGAUCACAUACGCUGUUAACAUUGGGACAAUAUUGAUGGAGGCUAUGUGGAAGUUUGCGACAAGCCUCAAUCACGCUGCUUAGCUAGUCUCCAGUUCGCUCCUUGUUUCGCCCGCGGUUUGUAUAUGUUGUACAUAACCUCCCUGAUGUGUCGAAGUGAUUAGGCUGUAAGACAUUAUGUUGUCUUCAGAUAGAAUAAUAAUAGCUCCACUUUCCGAAUCUCUUGACCCAAGAAUACCCCAUGGCCAGUGGGGGACUGUCUUUGUUGUAGAUCUUGA
Molecule: messenger RNA, 550 nt
Organism: Suillus fuscotomentosus
Lineage: Eukaryota; Fungi; Basidiomycota; Agaricomycetes; Boletales; Suillaceae
Exons: 3
Coding region: 33-356 (107 amino acids)
Source: RefSeq, a predicted model, not a curated record